GAGGGGGCGUGGCAGGGCGGGGCCGGAAUGUCUUUCACCAGGCCGCGCCCCAGGCGCGCAGUUACCGGCCCAAGCACGGAUCAUGGCUGCAGCAGUACUACGGCAGGUCUGGGCUCAAAAACUUCUCCCUGUCCCCUGGCUUCUAUGUGGGCCCAGAAGAUGUGUGUCCUCCAACUUCAAGGCUGCAGACCUCCAGGUUCAGGUGACCAGAGAGCCGCAGAAGAAGCCGAACCCUAGCCAGCCACUGCUAUUUGGAAAGACAUUCACAGACCACAUGCUGAUGGUGGAGUGGAGCAGGGGGACGGGCUGGGGCCCUCCCAGGAUCCAGCCCUUCCAGAACCUCACGCUGCACCCAGCCUGCUCCGCCCUGCACUACUCUCUGCAGCUCUUCGAGGGCUUGAAAGCAUACAAAGGCAGGGACCGGCAGGUACGCCUCUUCCGGCCAUGGCUCAACAUGGACAGGAUGCUACGUUCUGCAAGGCGCCUCUGUUUGCCAGACUUUGACAAGCAGGAGUUGCUGGAGUGCAUCCGACGGCUCAUUGAGGUGGACAAGGACUGGGUUCCUGAUGGCAACGGAACCAGCCUCUAUGUGCGGCCUGUGCUGAUUGGGAAUGAGCCCUCGCUGGGUGUUGGCCUGGUCACACAAGCCCUCCUGUUCGUCAUUCUUUGUCCUGUGGGAUCCUAUUUCCCUGGAGACUCCAUGACCCCUGUCUCUCUCCUGGCUGACCCCACAUUCAUCAGAGCCUGGAUGGGUGGGGUCGGCGACUACAAGCUGGGGGGGAAUUAUGGGCCCACUGUGGCUGUGCAGCAAGAAGCCCAGAAGAAGGGCUGCGAGCAAGUCCUCUGGCUGUACGGGCCGGACCACCAGCUCACCGAGGUGGGCACCAUGAACAUCUUCGUCUACUGGACUCACGAGGACGGGGUACUGGAGCUGGUGACUCCGCCACUGGACGGCAUCAUCCUGCCUGGAGUGGUUCGACAAAGCCUGCUGGACCUGGCUAGGACUUGGGGUGAGUUCCGGGUGGCAGAGCGCAAGGUCACCAUGAAGGAACUGCAGCGGGCGCUGGAGGAGGGCCGGGUGCGGGAAGUCUUCGGCUCAGGCACGGCUUGUCAGGUCUGCCCCGUGCAUCAAAUCCUCUACGAAGGGAAGCAACUCCACAUUCCCACCAUGGAGAACGGGCCGGAGCUCAUCCUGCGCUUCCAGAAGGAGCUGAAGGCUAUUCAGUACGGAGCCAGUGCCCACGAUUGGAUGUUUCCGGUGUGACGCUGCCAGCUGUGCCCUCACGGAUUGGAUCCGCGGACCUAUAGCAUCCAGUCCAGAGUCCGCGCCUCUCAGAGACUCACGAGAAGUGCAAUAGAAAAAGGUCUGGCCAGACACCUGGGUCUCUGGCGCCCUCGCGUGGUCACUACACUCCAAAGCCUUAAGGGCGGGACCCAGACAAUUUGAACCCCGCCUCAAGGGUUGGGUCUCAGGGCUCAGAUGCCUCAGCUGCUUUGAAGGGGGAACCUUGGCAUAUCAUUAUCAAGCUGGAUCCCCGGUGCUCUCCAUGAUUCAUUUUUUCCUCCUCUCUGCCCUUGCUGCAAUUUUGAAAUAAAAUGCCAAAGAACAAGA
This is a messenger RNA of Peromyscus leucopus (white-footed mouse), 1612 nucleotides long. It is a transcript of the gene Bcat2, whose product is annotated as branched chain amino acid transaminase 2. The coding region runs from base 83 to 1264 and encodes 393 amino acids. Gene Ontology annotation, cellular component: mitochondrion. The record is from RefSeq and is a predicted model, not a curated record. Gene Ontology annotation, biological process: L-leucine biosynthetic process; L-valine biosynthetic process. Gene Ontology annotation, molecular function: branched-chain-amino-acid:2-oxoglutarate transaminase activity. The transcript has 11 exons. Lineage: Eukaryota; Metazoa; Chordata; Mammalia; Rodentia; Cricetidae.